Caenorhabditis sp. 36 PRJEB53466 is the source of this 935-nucleotide messenger RNA. The record is from the annotation of a GenBank genome assembly. NCBI's taxonomy places the organism in Eukaryota, Metazoa, Nematoda, Chromadorea, Rhabditida, Rhabditidae.
AUGAGGUGAGUGAUUUGACAUUUUCUUGUGGAAGAACAAUACUCUUACGAAAUUCAGCGACCAAACGCCUAAAGAUUACUGUUUUUAGACUAUAAUUUAUAAAUCUAGCAAGAAAACUGUUUUUCUCAAAUUUUCAUGAAACAGGAGCCUAAAUUAAAUUCUUUUCAGCAAUCUCCGUCUGCAAAAACGUUUGGCUUCGGCCGUUUUGAAGUGCGGAAAGCACCGCGUCUGGCUUGACCCCAACGAGGUCAGCGAGAUCUCCGGAGCCAACUCCCGCCAGAGCAUUCGCAGACUCGUCAGCGACGGACUCAUCAUCCGCAAGCCAGUCACCGUUCAUUCCCGUUUCCGCGCCCGCCAGUACGAGGAGGCCCGCAGAAAGGUACAUUUUAUUCAGAAAAUACAUAAAUGGCAGAGUUAUUGGUGUCAAUUAUCGAAUAUUUAUAAAAAGAAAACAAUUUUUAACCAUCUCUCUUUGCAGGGACGCCACACCGGAUACGGAAAGCGCCGUGGUACUGCCAACGCCCGUAUGUCCGAGAAGACCCUAUGGAUCCGACGCAUGCGCGUCCUCAGAAACCUUCUCAGAAGAUACAGAGACGCCAAGAAGCUCGACAAGCACCUCUACCACGACCUGUACCUCCGCGCCAAGGGUAACAACUUUAAGAACAAGAAGACCCUCAUCGAGUACAUCUUCAAGAAGAAGUCCGAGAACAAGAGAGCCAAGCAGCUUUCGUACGUUUCCUUUCUAUUUGUAGCUUUAUUUGCGACAUGGAAUCCAGUUCAAAAUGUUCAAUUAUUUUCUUUUCAGUGACCAGGCCCAGGCCAGACGUGACAAGAACAAGGAGAGCCGCAAGCGCCGUGAGGAGAGACAGGUCGUCAAGCGCGCCGAGCUUCUGCGAAAGAUUUCCCAGAGCGAGAAGAUCAUCGCCGGAAAGUAA